Molecule: messenger RNA, 3361 nt
Organism: Theobroma cacao (cacao)
Lineage: Eukaryota; Viridiplantae; Streptophyta; Magnoliopsida; Malvales; Malvaceae
Gene: TRM26
Product: RB1-inducible coiled-coil protein
Source: RefSeq, a predicted model, not a curated record
UUAAGUCCCUCCGCCUCUGCAUCAUGCAAAUCUUAGCUUUGAAUUCCCACUUUUAUUCAACUGCCUGUCUUGCUUUCCUGUUCAUUUUCCAUCAUUCCCAUGUUCAACCGACACCAUUUUCCAUGGUGUGUCUCUUCGUUUUCCCCCACCUCCUCCUUUGCAAUGUCUCAAUGUCUUUUGCUGGCUCUUUCGUUUCUCUCUGAAAAAUAAAGGGACAUUAGCCAAUUGUGUGAUUUUCUUCAAUGGAGGCGAAGACUGAUUUUUGGAGUGAUAGCAAGUAGAUGCCAUAUUAAGAAAAUGAUUUGGUAGAUCCACUGGCUGCAUGGGAGGCAUAUUUCACCUUUUUGACUUCAUUCAAGGCAGCAUGGCCAGAAAAAUACUUGCACACAAGAGACAUGUCGGUGGCCUGGAAGCUCCUCGAAAUAGCUUGGAGCUGCAACUUGAAACUUCUCAGAGCUCCUGUGCUGUAGGAGAUCUGCCGUACUCUAAUCAUGUGGAAGAAGACUGGGCAGCAAAGAACUGUUAUCAAACAGAGGCUUCGAUGAAGAAAUUGAUUAGUGAGGAGAUGUCCAAACAAUCUAACACCAGACAUAAUGCCCCAAGUAUUGUUGCCCGAUUGAUGGGGAUGGAUGCAUUGCCAUUAGAUACAAAAUCUGUAGUGCAACCAGUGGAGAAAAAGAAUGAUAACCAGCAAGUCAAGUUCUCUAAAAGGGAAAAAUAUGCAAAGGGCUCGGCUGCUCAUUUGUCUUCUAACUCAACUUACUCAAAGCAAAUGGAUCUUGACUCAAUUUACAGUAGUAGAGACAGGGAUGCUGAGAGAUGGAGCACCAGCCAGAAGUUUGGGAAGCCUAGGUCUCGUGAACAUCCUCAGGAGGAAGAAUUGCAAAAGUUUAAGAAAGAAUUUGAGGCAUGGCAAGCAGCUAGGCUUAGGGAAUGUUCAAAGGUUGUUGAUGUUGGAAGCAUCUCCACGCAGCAACUUGCUCAAGAGAAACUGAAUAAAGAAAAGAUGGCACUUUAUGCAGAUUCUGAAAGAGUAAUGCAUAAGAAACCUUUAGAAUCCAAGAGAAUUACGGUAAACGAAAAUUUGCAUGAAAUUGGUUUGCAUCAUCACAGACGUAAUUCAGAACUUUUUACAGCUGAGCAAAAAGAAUCAAGAAGAGGAAGCAUGAAUAAAGAUUUCCAUCUACCUUCCAUGAUAGGUUAUAAUCAGAAAGUAGAUGCUGCUCCCACAAGAAUAGUGAUCUUGAAGCCUGGUCCUGAUAGGAUUUGUGACCAUGAAGAAUCAUGGACCAGUUCCUCUGGCACUUUCGAAGAGAGAGCUAGUAUAGAAGAUUUUCUUGAGGAAGUAAGAGAAAGACUAAAAUUGGAAUUGCAAGGUAAAACUCUUAACAAGAGUUCUGUGGUCAGAGGAAGUGGAAUUGAGACCCCUUUCAGUGAAAAGCCAUCUGAUCCGAGACAAAUUGCUAAACAUAUAGCACAAAAGGUCAGAGAAAAUGUUAGUAGGGACCUUGGAAUGAAUUUAGUUCGAUCAGAAUCAACCAGAUCUUAUAGAAGUGAAAUUCAGUUCAAUGGACCAGGCUCCCCUGAGUUCAUCAACAAAGAUGCAAGAAGAUUCUUGUCAGAGAGACUAAGGAAUGUUCUAAAGCAAGAAACACAGUUGGAUGUACCAAUAGUUUCCAGUGGCAGCUCUAGAUCAUCUGUGUUUGAUAAUGGAAGGGACAGGCUAAAACGACUACGAGAUAGGUCAAAGUCUGAAAUCGAGCAGAGCUACUGGGAAAUUGUUAAAGAUGAACAAGCAAUGCAAGCCAGAUCUUUCAGGCAGGGAGAUGAUGUUGGGCUGCUAAACAGGGAACUGUCGCCUAGAAAUCUCGUUAGGUCUUUGUCAGCCCCAGUAUCAGGGACAUCAUUUGGGAAGCUGCUUUUAGAGGAUCGGCAUAUUUUGACUGGUGCACAGAUCAGGAGGAAGCAUGAAGGCAUUGAAAAUGUGUCAGUAGACAUUAGAAAAAGGAAGAAAGAAAAGUUCAAUUUGAAAGAGAAAGUUUCCAAUAUCAAGUAUGGUUUGACGCUUAGACGGAGGCUAUUUGGCAAGAAGAUUCAAUCAAUGGUGGAAUCACUCGGUGCUGAAAAUGAUCCUGAAAAAGAUAUUUUGAGUGGACCGACAGUUGUUAUGAACCUUGGCGAGAGACAUGAGAAUUCUACUGAGGUACCUCCCAGCCCGGCAUCUGUUUGCAGUAGCAAUCAUGAAGAAUUUUGGAGGCAAGUGGAUUAUCUCAGCCCGAUGUCAACACCGGAUGUAACUUUGAGAGAAGACAAUGCUGUACCACAGGUCUUCAAAGAGAUCAGUUCUAAUUUGAGUGAGCUGAGGAGGCAACUGAAUGAACUUGAGUCUGAUGGGGCAGAUGACAUAUCAAUUGAACAGGAGCCUAUUGAAUCUGAAAUGGGGGAUCUAGAGGACCAUGCAGAAGGUUAUGUAAGAGAUCUGCUCGUUGCUUCUGGUUUGUAUGAUGGAUCAUGUGACAAAUCCUUAUCUAGGUGGGACCCAUUAGCAAAACCUAUCAGCAACUGUGUCUUUGAGCAAGUGGAAGAAUCUUAUAGCAAAUUGGCCAAGGAGAACAAUAGCACUAGAAAUGACCAGAAUGAGAACGUAGAUCACAAACUGUUACUUGAUUUGUUAAAUGAAGCACUUUCAAUCAUACUUGGUCCACCGGUGACCAUGUCUAGGUUCAGAAGAAAGCUUCUUGGUUCCUCCAUAUUGCGACCUCCACAGGGAAGGAAGUUACUGAAUUCUGUGUGGGAGAUUAUCCAUAUGAAUUUAGAUCCUCCAAAUGAUAGACGCUAUUACUCGCUCGACGACAUGGUGGGCCAGGAUCUAGGAUCCACUCCUUGGUCUGGCUUGAUGGAUGAUGAAACUAGUGUAUUAGGGAGAGAGGUUGAAUGUCACAUUAUUGGAGAUAUGGUUCAGGAAAUUGUGAAGGACAUGCAUUCAUGAUGGUGCACGCAUUAAUGAGGUUGUAGCAUUCUGGUGUUAUUCUUACGGUUUGCAGGUUAGAUGUAGGCAGGGAGACAGAGUGAAGACGGCUGUUAGAAGUGGCAUAUGCAUGGAGGUGAGGUUAAACCAUGAGGUGGGGUUGGCGUGCUUACUUGAAUAUUGAUGGGAGAAUGCCUGUUCAUGUACAUAUUAUUUGCCAAGUUUGUGACAUAGAGGUUAAAUUUGAUCAGGUUUAUACAUACUGUACAUGAUGGCUUGUAUUACUAGAAAAAUUUCUGUAUAAAUAUUUAUUAUUCAUCCAGCAAUUUGUUGGAGACAGCUUUUCCUGAUCCUAUUGUCUAACGGUAAUAAUAAAUGUAUCUUUUUGUCUAA